AGAGGCAGUACUCACAUUUGCUGAACUGUAGCACACAGGGUCUGUGGUGGACUCCUGCAAGUCCACAUUUUUUUUUGUUGUAAACUGUGAUUUCUUUUGGAAGUUUGAAAGAAAAGAAGAGGCAGAGAGAAAAAAAAAAUAGUUUUGCUCAGGCGACGCCGGGAACAGCUAUGAACCAUAUCUAUAGCAAUCAGUUGCAGCAACUCAGAGGGUCAGGAUCUACAAUGGGCCUGAACAGUAGUUCUUCAGUGUACCUAUAUGGAGGGGACAGUAGGAUGUUCCCUUCCUUGGGAUUCAGUGGAAAUAACGUGAUGGCCAGGCACGAGCCUCCUCAAAAGCCUCCAUACAGUUACAUUGCCCUGAUUGCCAUGGCUAUCAAAAGUGUCCCUGAACAGAGAGUGACUUUGAACGGCAUCUAUCAAUUCAUCAUGGAGCGCUUCCCAUUUUACCAUGACAACAAGCAAGGAUGGCAAAACUCCAUCAGGCACAACCUCUCACUGAACGACUGCUUUGUCAAAGUCCCCAGGGAGAAGGGCAAACCUGGAAAGGGGAGUUACUGGACCCUGGAUCCGAGAUGCACGGACAUGUUCGAAAAUGGCAACUACAGGCGGAGAAAAAGAAAGGCCAAGUCCCAAGGAGCUCAGGAGCAGAGGGAAGGGAAGAGGGCCAAAUCAGAAACUGGUGAAGAGUGCACAAAGGCUGACGAGUCUCCCAAGUCUGGAUUUGACCAUGACAUCAAACCAAGACCCAACUCAUCUGACCCGGAGAACUUCAAACAAGCAGGCGAUUCGUCAGACAGAGCGCAUUCAGGAAAUUUGAGAACUCAAAGCGGCGGGAAAAAACAAAAUGAUUGCCAUCCUGAGUUGGCACCGUCAAGCAUCGGGGGCAAAAGUGUCAAGGCACUGAGGUGUGACGAAGUAACAUUCCUUUAUCCGCCUGCUGCGGAGUCUAUUGACCAGGCGGUGACCCAUCCAGUCCAACGUGGUGUGUGGACCAACCCUUCUUCACCAGCUCUUCCGCCUCCCGUGCCCUUCCCUCCUCCAACCGCUACCUCUGGUGCAUUUGGAUUCACGGCCUUGCCAGGGCAAGUUGGACCCACAGGCCCUUCCAUGAAGGGGAACCAAGGUGAGGAGAUGCCAGGAAGGGCGACGAAGGCAGAUUCGCCCACGCCAGCCGAGCCAUCUUCCAGUUCUCAGCCGUCACCUCGGGGUAUCAACUCAGCCCGGGUUGUGAGAACCCCGGGAAAUCAAGCACUGAGCUCCCCCUCAGUGGUUGGAAACAGCAGCCAUCAGAACAGAGGACAGAAAGCUGGAAAUAGCUCCAACUCACACAGUGCACGGUCCAAGAGCUUUAGCAUAGAAAGUAUCCUAUCCAGGGAAAGCCAUCACAGCGACAAUAGUUGUGAAAGUGACCAGCUUGAUAAAAAUUCAACUUCAAAAGUGAAUUUUACAAACCUACCCAAUAGAUGUUUCGGCAAUUCGCUUUUAGAUACCUCGACUAAAGUCUACGCCGCUUUAAACACUUCUUUGCCGUUUGAUUCACAUCACUUACCUGGUAAAUAUUAUCAAAUCGGUUUUCCUUUUUACUCGUACCUUCCCUUAACCUGUUCAGAAACAUGUUUCAAUUUUAAAUAGAUCAGUAAUUUAUCAAAAAUCACCUGAUCACCUUCUAUGGUACGACAAUAAAUAUUUGACCAAAGCCUGAAACAUCUGUCGGAUGACUUAACGUUUUUAUUGAACUUUUUGUGAAUUGAAUAUUUAAACACCUACAGUGUGGAGGUAGAUUAAUUUUACGAGAAGCGAUGGGCUAAUUGUUUUCAGCAGUUAAAACAGACCCGUGGCUAUGAACCCCCUUUUAUCAUCUAUUGGGCGGGGAUUUUUUAUAAAACGAUCUCUCCAUUUAUGUGGCGCCCGAUCAUGCCUCAGAAGGGGUUUCACAUACAUUGAAACUAAGUCGAGUUAAACGGGGUAUCGUUUUAGCUUCUGCAUCCAGAGCAUUUAGAUGAUACAAAUCUCAUUAGCUCACCAGUAAACGUCUCGCUUGCUUAAGCCAGCACAUCCUGAUAUCAACCAUUAUAUGAGAUAGACCCCAGCUGUAUUAAUGUAUAUCUGGGCGAAAGCAGUGUCUUUAUUCCGUACAGUCAAGUUUAGUUUUAUUUCCCUACCAUCCCGCACGCUAAAGAACGCUUCAUUUCUUGCAGAGAACUUUUGACGUCUAGUGUAACUUCUGUUUACUACACUGUU
This is a messenger RNA of Rhincodon typus (whale shark), 2243 nucleotides long. RefSeq names its product forkhead box protein L1. Gene Ontology annotation, biological process: cell differentiation; regulation of transcription by RNA polymerase II; anatomical structure morphogenesis. The transcript has a single exon. Gene Ontology annotation, molecular function: DNA-binding transcription factor activity, RNA polymerase II-specific; RNA polymerase II cis-regulatory region sequence-specific DNA binding. The record is from RefSeq and is a predicted model, not a curated record. NCBI's taxonomy places the organism in Eukaryota, Metazoa, Chordata, Chondrichthyes, Orectolobiformes, Rhincodontidae. Bases 171 to 1634 code for a protein of 487 amino acids.